AUGCCAAAACAUUAUCCAGAAGAUUCUGUACAAAGAAAAGCUAGACAAACAGCAGUGGAUACUCAAGCUCAUGUAUUAGAACAAAGAGCUAUGGAUGAUGAAAGAUUAGAACAAGUUGCAAGAGAUAAAGCUAAUUGGGAAUCGUCUCAAAAGUUUAAUUCUGAACAAGGAAGAGCAAGACAAUCUGCAAUGGAUAUUCAAGCUCAUGUAUUAGGACAAAGAGCAAUGGCUGAAGGUAGAGCUGAACAAAGUGCAAGAGAUAAGGCUAAUCAUGGAUCUUCUCAAAAAUCUGGUGGUUCUAAUAAUAAGUAA
Molecule: messenger RNA, 312 nt
Organism: Lodderomyces pseudojiufengensis
Lineage: Eukaryota; Fungi; Ascomycota; Pichiomycetes; Serinales; Debaryomycetaceae
Exons: 2
Coding region: 1-312 (103 amino acids)
Source: RefSeq, a predicted model, not a curated record